GCUCACCCCCCUCUGCUGGGUACUACGGUGUCAGGAGAUCCUUCACAGCUGACCUGGAUUUCCACAACACAAAGCAGUUUGUCAGUGAUGUCUACUCAUCCUCUCUGGGCUCCAAGCCCUUCUCCUGUGAUUCCUCUGCCUCUCAGGGCUACCCAACAGUUCUGGAGCCAUAUCUCACCGAGCAGUACGGGGAUUAUCGUGCUCCUCCUCUCACAGCUGGUACCAGCUCCUUCUUCAGCCCUUCUUCUGUGCCCCCUCUGCUGCCAUCCUUCCCCAGUGACACAGCACACUUCCUACUAAGAGAGCCCUGGGAGCAGAGCUCCCCCGACAGCCUGAGCCAAUCGGAUGGUGCCUGCUCUGACCCUCUGCAGGCACUGCCUGGCAGCUCCAGCUGCUUCUCCUCCCCCGAGCAGGGCGGUGUGUCCCCAUACCGCGGCUCUGGAUGGACCCCGAGCAUCCCUGGAGCUCAGCCCUACCCUCUGCAUCCUCAUGAAGAUGUGCACUACUCCCCCAGCUACGCUGCCACCUCUCCCUACACCUUCUCCCCUCUCGUGGCUGUGCCAAACGAGCUUCCCUCCAGGAUGAGCCACGUGGAGCAGGAGACAACACACCUCCACGACAGCUCUGCCUGGGCCAAAGAGGAUGGAAGUGCCCUCUGGGGGACUUAUGAAGGCAGGAGAACUUACUGA
Molecule: messenger RNA, 689 nt
Organism: Acanthisitta chloris (rifleman)
Lineage: Eukaryota; Metazoa; Chordata; Aves; Passeriformes; Acanthisittidae
Gene: POU2AF2
Product: chromosome unknown open reading frame, human C11orf53
Exons: 2
Source: RefSeq, a predicted model, not a curated record